This is a messenger RNA of Leptinotarsa decemlineata (Colorado potato beetle), 997 nucleotides long. Its product is annotated as glutamyl aminopeptidase. Gene Ontology annotation, molecular function: peptide binding; zinc ion binding; metalloaminopeptidase activity. Lineage: Eukaryota; Metazoa; Arthropoda; Insecta; Coleoptera; Chrysomelidae. Gene Ontology annotation, cellular component: membrane; cytoplasm. The record is from RefSeq and is a predicted model, not a curated record. Gene Ontology annotation, biological process: peptide catabolic process; proteolysis.
GUAUUUAUAUGUUACUGAAUUGGAACCUACACAUGCAAGAAAAGUGUUCCCGUGUUUUGAUGAACCUAGUUUCAAAGCCAAAUUCAAUAUACGGUUAAUAUCACCAAACAAAACAUACAAAGCUAUUUCAAAUAUGCCUGAAAUCAUAAUUAAGGAAAAUGACCGGAAUGUUCCAGUAAGAAUCUAUACUAGAAAUGCUAAUGAAGAAAAUAAUUCAUUUGCCGCUAAUUGUACAAAAAGGGCAAUAACAUUUUAUUCUGAAUAUACUAAUAUUAGUUAUCCUUUACCAAAAUUAGAUAUGAUCGAAUAUAAUAGAACAGAGAGUGCAGCUACAGAAAACUGGGGCCUAAUAACAUUCAGAGAAGGUCUGCUUACUACAACAUUGAACGUUUAUAGUAAAUCACAAAUAAAACUUGUGAUUUAUCAUGAACUGAGUCAUUUUUGGUUUGGAAACUUUGUUACUAAUGACUGGUGGAAUGAUUUAUGGCUACAAGAAGGUUUUGCUACGUAUAUGAGUUAUAAACUUUUGGCACAGGAUGAAAAUCAGACGCAGGUGGAAGAAAUGAAGAGUUUUCAAGUAGAUGAUUUUUUCGAAAUUGAGAUCAAUUUUCCUACUGCACCCAUUGUUUCCUAUUUGGCAAGCGACAAAGAUAUAUCAGAUAAGUUUAAUGGUGUCAUAUAUGACAAGGGAGCAUUCCUACUUCUAAUGUUAGAAAAUGUAAUUGGAGAGGAAAAAUUCAGGUUAUCAAUCCAAAAAUUCCUUAAAAAGCAUGCCUUUGGAACAGCAACUACAAAUAACUUUAUAUCAGUAGUGGAGGAAAUGAGUCCAGAAGUGAAUGUAAGAUCCUUCAUGGAGUCUUAUCUUUAUCAAAGCAAAUUUCCGAUUAUAAUAGUAACUACUCUGGAAAAUGGUACCUACGUUUUGAAACAGGGUGUCUGUAAAACAAUAGACUCCGCUAAGUCGAAAGGAGGCCGAUGGACAAUCCCUGUUACCUAA